CGUAGUAGCGGGCAGCCGACACAGGCUGCUUUGGAGCCGCGGAUUCCGGAGCAAGCGGAAGCCCCCAGGGCUGCCGGACCCCAACCGGGCCGCCCGAGCUGCGCGGCGCCGACUCGGGCUGCCAUCCCCCUCCCCGAGAGGGCUGCGCGGGCGGGAAGACGCCCAGACGCCAGCUUCGGUCCCCCUUCUGUCUCUUGGUUCCUCUUUCCUCCCAAGUAAGGGAAUAAGCCCCGAGGAAGGAGCGCUCCGGGAACCGCGCAACCAAGUGUUGCCUGGUGAGGAAGAGCAAGGAUUUCUGAAUUUACCUUGACUAUAGGUAGAAGGAUGUUGCCUAAGGAAUAGCAGAGGUCUUCCCUCAUCGGCUGAGAGGUGCCCGCUGCUGCCAUAGACACUUGGGUCCUGGAGACGUCUCCUGAAGGGCCCGUCCAUCGCAUACCUGCAAUGAGCCAGACCCUGGGCUGGGCCUCAGCUUCACCCUGGUGAACAAAACUCUGUCCCUGGCCUCAAGUGCUCACACCCAGCUUAAAGAUGAGUGAAGAACGCUGGGUCUCCCUCACCCCAGAAGAAUUUAACCAACUCCAGAAAUAUUCAGAAUAUUCUUCCAAGAAGAUAAAGGAUGUCUUGGCUGAAUUUAAUGAGGGUGGGAGCCUCAAACAAUAUGACCCACAUGAGCCAGUUGGCUAUGAUGUCUUCAAGCUGUUCAUGAGGGCAUACCUGGAGGUGGACCUUCCUCAGCCACUGAGCACGCAUCUCUUCCUGGCCUUCAGCCAGAAGCCCAGACAAGAGACCCCUGACCACCCAAAGGAGGAGACCAGCAACAGCGAGGCCAGUGGCCCAGAGUCCAGCAUUCAGAAUGCGGAUAAUGCUGCCAAAGCAGAUGAGGCCUGUGCCCCUGAUACCGAAUCAAAAAUCACUGAGAAGCAGGUGCCAGCUAAAGACCAAGUGGCUGCAACCCCUCUGGGAAACCCUGUUGCUCAGUCUUCAGGCUCAGAAUCCCCCAUAGUGUACCUGAAGGAUGUUGUAUGUUACCUGUCACUGCUGGAGACGGGGAGACCUCAGGAUAAGCUAGAGUUUAUGUUUCGUCUCUAUGACUCGGAUGAGAACGGUCUCCUGGACCAAGCGGAGAUGGAUCGUAUUGUUAACCAAAUGCUGCACAUUGCCCAGUAUCUCGAGUGGGAUCCUACGGAGCUAAGGCCUAUAUUGAAGGAGAUGUUGCAAGGGAUGGACUACGACCGGGACGGCUUUGUGUCUCUACAGGAAUGGGUCCACGGAGGGAUGACCACCAUCCCAUUGCUGGUCCUCCUGGGCAUGGACGACUCUGGCUCCAAGGGGGAUGGGAGGCACGCCUGGACCAUGAAACACUUCAAGAAACCCACCUACUGCAACUUCUGCCACAUCAUGCUGAUGGGCGUUCGGAAGCAAGGCCUGUGCUGCAUUUACUGUAAAUACACUGUCCAUGAACGCUGUGUAUCCAAAAACAUUCCUGGAUGUGUCAAAACGAACUCAAAAACCAAAAGGAGUGGUGAGGUGAUGCAGCACGCGUGGGUGGAAGGGAACUCCUCCGUCAAGUGUGACCGGUGCCACAAAAGUAUCAAGUGCUACCAGAGUGUCACCGCGCGGCACUGCGUGUGGUGUCGGAUGACGUUUCACCGCAAAUGCGAAUUAUCAACGCUGUGUGAUGGUGGGGAACUCAGAGACCAUAUUUUGCUGCCCACCUCGAUAUGCCCCGUUACCCGGGACAGGCAAGGUGGAAAGUCUGAUGGCAGUGUGUCAGCCAAGGGUGAACUUGUGAUGCAGUAUAAGAUCAUCCCCACCCCGGGUACCCACCCCCUGCUGGUCUUGGUGAACCCCAAGAGUGGAGGGAGACAAGGAGAAAGACUGAACUUUUUCCGUGAUACUCCAGACUUCCGUGUUUUGGCCUGUGGAGGCGAUGGGACAGUUGGCUGGAUUUUGGAUUGCAUUGAUAAGGCCAACUGUGCAAAGCAUCCACCAGUGGCUGUCCUGCCUCUUGGAACAGGAAAUGACCUGGCCCGCUGUCUCCGCUGGGGAGGAGGUUAUGAAGGGGGCAGCCUGACGAAAAUCCUGAAGGAAAUCGAGCAGAGCCCCUUGGUGAUGCUGGACCGCUGGCACCUGGAAGUCAUCCCUAGAGAGGAGGUGGAGAACGGGGACCAGGUCCCAUACAACAUCAUGAACAACUAUUUCUCCAUUGGCGUGGAUGCUUCCAUUGCACACAGAUUCCACAUGAUGAGAGAGAAACACCCAGAAAAAUUCAACAGCAGGAUGAAGAACAAGCUGUGGUACUUUGAAUUUGGCACCUCAGAGACCUUUGCAGCCACCUGCAAGAAACUCCACGACCACAUAGAGUUGGAGUGUGACGGGGUUGGGGUAGACCUGAGCAACAUCUUCCUCGAAGGUAUUGCCAUUCUCAACAUUCCCAGCAUGUAUGGUGGCACCAAUCUCUGGGGAGAAACCAAGAAGAACCGGGCUGUGAUUCGGGAGAGCAGGAAGGUCGUCACUGAUCCCAAGGAACUGAAAUUCUGCAUCCAAGACCUCAGUGACCAGCUACUUGAAGUGGUGGGGCUCGAAGGAGCCAUGGAGAUGGGGCAGAUCUACACUGGCCUGAAGAGUGCGGGCAAGAGGCUGGCCCAGUGCUCUUCUGUCACUAUCAGGACGAACAAGCUGCUGCCGAUGCAAGUAGAUGGAGAGCCCUGGAUGCAGCCACCAUGCACGAUUAAAAUUACUCACAAGAACCAAGCGCCCAUGAUGAUGGGACCUCCCCAGAAGAGCAGCUUCUUUUCACUGAGGAGGAAGAGCCGUUCAAAAGACUAAACAAUGUGCCAAAUACCAGUUAAACCAAGAGAUAAAACAAGAAACUGUAAUACACACACACACACACACACACACACACACACACCCCUCUCUAACCAUUGGAAGCAAAACCACCCUUUAGGAAGAAUCCUUCACCCUGACAUACAUUCUAUUUAUUUCAACAGUGGACACAACCCACCAGAGCCAGUGCCAACAGAACAUUUUGAAUGGACUUAGGGCCCACCAGGGUGAGGCUGGCUCAUGCAGCAACCUCCACAUUCCCAGCCUUGAGUGGGACUUUCUGAGACUGAAAGAGAAAUCCCCCUUUCUUCCCACCAGUGCUGCAAGUUUCCUCAUGAACAUUCGCAAGGAGCAGGCUGCAGGUUUCCUGCCUAUGGUGAGAUCGGAUGUGGCCAAGGAAAAGAACUCCUGUUCCAGAGAACUUGCACAAAGGUCCCUCUGUACAGAGACAAAACAGCCUCCGACUCUCAGAGCAACUCCCUUGGCAGGGCUCAGCAAGCGCACGUUGGUUUCUUGGUUGUCCUUCGAGUGACAAUUUCUCCCUGAACUCGCUGAGGAGGCAGAAAGGCUGUGGAAAGCUGUGUUUCCAUUCUUGGUUCUCUGCGCUGUCAGUGGGCACUUGUUAUUUUUCCCAAAGCCUUCUCCCAGUGGCUGUGUGUUUGUUUAGAGACGGCUCCAGGAGGGCCCAGCGCUGCCUGCACAGCACACCUUAGAUGUGGUAUUUAUUUUCUUAGUUCUGUGAACACCUGGGAGGGAAAGCAGAGAAACUGGGAUUUAUUUUUCAAAUUGGUGUCAUAAUAUUGUGUAAAAAGGGAAGAAAAAAAAAAACACCCCCAGCUUCUUUCUUUUUCAAGCCAAAGCGUGUUUCCUGUUUGAGUUCCAAGCCCUGGUGGCAGACUAUUCCUGAAGGCAGAGAAGAUGGGAAGGAAGGGCCUUUUGCUAAAGAGCCCAGGAGGCAAACCAUCAGGUGGUUCCCUCCUGCCUCUCUGCACGUACCACUCCCAGAGUAGACCUGAAUGCCCUUCUGAUGGUCUCAAGUGUGUGUACAUAUAUAUAGCAUAUAUAUUUAUAUAUAUAUAAAUAUUUAUUUGCUGAUGGACUUUUCCUGAUUGAAAAAAAAAUUAUGUAGUAUAGGAACAGAAAUUGAGAAAGAAAGAGAAGGUUCUUACUCCCAAUUCCACCAUUUCAUUGCCAAGAUACAUUUCCCCAUGGCGAUCAUGAGAUUUAAGGGAAAUGAAAGUAGCUUCUUAUCAUAAAGAGACUGAGAAUUUCUAUUCUGGAUUCUCAAAAAAACCAUGAAAGAUAUGCUGGGCAGGAUUUACUCUCCCAUUUGUCAGAUAAGGAAACUUAUCUUGGAAAAGCUAAGAGACCUGUUCAUGGUAUCUUGGCUAAUGUGGUUUGGGAAUAAGUGCCACUAAGAAGAUAUUUAAUAGAGAAAAGAAUCCAUUCAUCUUGGAAUAGGGGCAUUUCCGGUCACUGAGAAAUGAUUCCAUUUGGAUCCAGUUGCCAGGGAAGAAUGAAUGUGCAGCACAUAUGUGGUUGGGACAGGCCCACAUGAGAAAACGGGGGCCUCGUGAUGCUUCCUAGAGAUUUUCUCUGGCCUGAACUGGUGAGAAGUUGGUCUGGGGUUGAAGGCACUAGACAGAUCAUUAAAUUAAACUCUCCCCAUGUCAACUCAUCAUGGCCAUCAUAGUCUCUUUGUCUGGAAACACCUUUGGCUGCAGGGAUGACCUCAAUGGAGAGUUACAAGGAGGACUAAGGCCCCUUCUAUGAGGUGCUGCCAGCCAGUAUCCAGAGGGGUCUCGGCAGAGCUCAAUAGGCUUCAUUCAGCUGGUGCCAACAUUACCCUCCUUUCCCAAAGGCAAGACUGUGUAGGGCUUCAUUGGUAGAAAGAAACAUUUGCCUCAGCACCUUUGCUCCCUCAGGCCUCCAUCCUCUCUGAGAUUUCUCAAGAGGAAACCUGGGCCCACUCAACAUCACUCCACUGAGCUCCCCCUGAUCUUGUACUGGGUCAUCAGGAGCUUUGCACAAAGAAGGAAAAAUUAAGAUUGUGUAUGCAUAUUGAUCCUAACUCUGAAGGAAGCAGUCACCUAGGACGUUUAGGACGGAGAUCUAGGACCAUCCUACUCAACCGAACAGUGCAGAACACUGGGCAAGGGGAAAGCCAGGCCACCUGAAGAAUGUCCUGAAUGAUGGGAUCCUUGGCAAUGGGACCAACAAGCUCCAGAAUGACGACAGGUACUGUCUCGGAAGCCACUUGAUUCUGAAAUGA
Messenger RNA from Equus quagga, 5101 nucleotides. It is a transcript of the gene DGKG, whose product is annotated as diacylglycerol kinase gamma. Gene Ontology annotation, molecular function: calcium ion binding; ATP-dependent diacylglycerol kinase activity. Gene Ontology annotation, biological process: lipid phosphorylation; intracellular signal transduction; diacylglycerol metabolic process. The transcript has 24 exons. The record is from RefSeq and is a predicted model, not a curated record. Bases 529 to 2829 code for a protein of 766 amino acids. Gene Ontology annotation, cellular component: plasma membrane. Lineage: Eukaryota; Metazoa; Chordata; Mammalia; Perissodactyla; Equidae.